GAGAUUCCCUCGACAAGAUGGUGGCGCGGUCGGCUCGUUGAGAAGAGCGGCAGGUGGAAGCGAGUCUGAAGGAGGCUCAGCUUUGCUCGGAAUCCUUCAGACCUCGGGGUGUCCCGGGGUGGGGUCGGGGUGGGGAAUGCAGUCGGGACAGGACUCGCCACCGCGGCUCUGAGCGCUUCGAGCCCCCCGCAGCCACUGCGGCGCCGCGUCUCUCCGUCCGCUCCCGUGGCCGCCGCUGGCGAUGACCGGAGAGAAGCUGCGCUCGCUGCGCAGAGACCACAAGCCCAGCAAGGAAGACGGGGACCUGCUGGCGCCUGGCGAGGAAGAAGCGGCGGCCGCACCUGGAGGAGGAGGCGUCUUCACCGGAGGCCGGGCGGGGAGCGGCAAGGGCGGCCGUACCGGGAGCCACCGCAUUUUCACCAAUCACCACCGACUGCCCCUGAAGGGAGGGCCAGGGGGGUCCUCUCCAGUCGCCGGUCCCGAGUCCGACAAGUGUCCGGCGGCGCAGUUCCCCGUGCAUGAGUGUGUCUUCAAGGGGGACGUGAGGCGGCUGUCAGCACUGAUCCGCACACAGGGCAUCGGCCAGAAAGACAGUCACGGAAACACUCCGUUGCAUCUUGCUGUGAUGUUGGGGAAUAAAGAAUGUGCCCACUUACUUUUGGCCCAUAAUGCUCCUGUGAAAGUGAAAAAUGCUCAGGGGUGGAGUCCUCUUGCAGAAGCCAUCAGCUAUGGAGAUAGACAAAUGAUUACAGCACUCCUAAGGAAAUUGAAACAACAGUCUAGGGAAAGUGUUGAAGAAAAGAGACCUCGAUUAUUAAAAGCCCUGAAAGAGCUAGGUGACUUCUAUCUUGAACUUCACUGGGAUUUUCAAAGUUGGGUGCCUUUACUUUCCCGAAUUCUGCCUUCUGAUGCAUGUAAAAUAUACAAACAAGGUAUAAAUAUCAGGCUUGACACAACGCUCAUAGACUUUACUGACAUGAAGUGCCAACGAGGGGACUUGAGCUUCAUUUUCAAUGGAGAUGCUGCACCCUCUGAAUCCUUUGUAGUUUUAGACAAUGAACAAAAAGUUUACCAACGAAUACAUCAUGAGGAAUCUGAGAUGGAAACAGAGGAAGAAGUUGACAUUUUGAUGAGCAGUGAUAUUUAUUCAGCAACAUUAUCAACCAAAUCAAUAACCUUCACACGUGCCCAAACAGGAUGGCUUUUCCGAGAAGAUAAGACAGAAAGGGUAGGAAACUUCUUGGCAGAUUUCUACCUGGUUAAUGGGCUUGUCUUAGAAUCAAGGAAAAGACGAGAACAUCUCAGUGAGGAAGAUAUUCUUCGAAAUAAGGCUAUCAUGGAAAGCUUGAGUAAAGGUGGAAAUUUGAUGGAACAAAACUUUGAGCCUGUCAGGAGGCAAUCUCUAACCCCACCUCCACCCAACACAAUUACAUGGGAAGAAUACAUAUCUGCCGAAAAUGGAAAAGCACCUCAUUUGGGUAGAGAACUGGUCUGCAAAGAAAGCAAGAAAACAUUUAAAGCCACAAUAGCCAUGAGUCAAGAAUUUCCUCUAGGAAUUGAAUCAUUGUUGAAUGUUUUAGAAGUAAUUGCACCCUUCAAGCACUUUAAUAAACUGCGGGAAUUUGUGCAGAUGAAACUUCCACCAGGCUUUCCUGUAAAGUUAGAUAUACCUGUGUUUCCAACCAUCACAGCCACUGUGACUUUUCAGGAGUUUCGUUAUGACGAAUUUGAUGAAUCAAUCUUCACAAUUCCUGAUGACUACAAGGAGGACCCUAGCCGUUUUCCUGAUCUCUAAUGUAACUGGAAACCUAGCUGUGAAUAAAGAAUACCAGCAUGCCACAAAAGGAGAGGAUGCAGAUAGCCCACAGACACCUGAUAGUGGGUGGAACUGGAAGGGAUAAAACUUAAAUUAAUUCAGAAAGGGAACACUGAGUGAAGCUCAAUCAGUUGUACAAUAUCAAGAGCAUCCAUCUAGUGUCUAAAUGACAGCAGGUGUCCUGGUGUGUCACAUGCAUUUAUACAUCCAGACCUGCAAGCAUGGUUGCCUGGCACCUCAGUGAUGAGCCCUCCUCCUUCCAAACAUACUUACAUAACAGCUAUAAAGACUGUAAUUUGUUUUUAAAUUUUUUACGUUUCUUGGUAAUAAAAAGCACUCUUGGACCAUAACAUUAAUAACUAAAAUGUCUUACCUGGCUGGUGGCCAUUCAAAGCAUCUGUGUUAUUCAAGAUGCCCUCAUAACCUCCCUUUAAGCUUUGUUUUCAUUAAUUGUAAAUUCUGUAAUAUUCCAUCAAUUGAACAUCAGCUGAGCAUAUAGUAAAGAGAAAUUAAUUUUAUGUAGAUAAUGAACCAAAUGGUAGCCACUUAAACAGUUGCAUUUACCUUAUUGCAAUACAUUUCGGAACUAGAGAAUUCACUCUGCAGGGAAUAAGGUACCUCCUUUAGCACCUUAGUGCAAUUCAUUGUGGUGCUAUUCAUAUUUUCCCAAACUGUUAAUUUCUCCAUUCUCCAUUUAUUAAUCUCAUGAAAUUUGCUGAUGCUAUUUUUUCAAGCUGGUUGGAAAUUUCCUUUCUGUGCAUGUUGGAGAGCAUGCUUGGAGACUUUUCAUUAGUCUACAAGUUGAAUCACUGACAUUGACCUGGUUCAAGCAAGCUGUAACACAUAAUCACAACCAUCCCCAGCCAUGGCUUUUUUUUUACUAUCCAAACCUGGAUAGCAUGUCAUCUUUGAGGGAGAAACAACCUUCAUAUAACCAAUGGGCUUUGUUGGCUUGUUUGAGGGUUGCUUCCUUCUCAAAGGAGCCAUGUUUACUGUGUUUGGAUGAUAAACGUAUUUCUAUCCUGCAUGCAUUGCAGCUUAAGCAAACUCCUGUGGCUUCCUCCCCCCCCCCCCCCCCAUACUGUUUGUGCAAACCAGUCCAUUCUUUUUGGGUUUAUCUAAUCUAUACCCAUCAAGCACACUCACCCUAUAUUGAUGUGCAGAUGCACUUGGGAAUAUAUUUAAUAUAUGCAGUUAUAUUACAGAAACAAUCUCAGAGCUUUAGAUUUUUUUCCUAAUAAAAAUCUAGGAUAAAUGAAUAAGGCUUACAAUGAAUAAAAGAAAAAAUGUGCAAGAAUAAUCAGGGUGUUCCCAGCAUGGGUAGCUACAGAAAGAAGAAUGGUUUUUGUUUUAUUUCCCCCCAGAUGGGUUUUUAAAAAUUAGGAUCUUCACAUGGUUCCAGUGUAUGAAACUUGAAGAUAACCUAGCCUUUUUGCUUUACUGGAAAGAAUGUGUCCAAAAUUGUCGGUACUUAACGAUCAUUUGUAUUCAGAGGUUUAGCUUCCGGUGAUGUGUAAAUGUACAAAAAUGUAAAUAUUUUCAGAAGUAUAUUCUUUGUGCAACCUAGUCAAUCUUUUUUUCUGGAAACUGCUCAAGUCACUUUCAGACUUGAAGAAAACCACCAUGCUGGGUAACACACCCAGUGCUGGCGAUAACUUGGAAUGUGAAAUAAGGUGAGGUGGGUCCCGGCACUCAAAAUCGGUGAGCCGCAUAAGCUUUGUUAGGAAAAAGAUACAGUAGUCCCACUUGCUAUAAUGUAUGAUGGGAGAAUUCUUGGGCCCAAUUCCAGAAAUAUGGUAAAUUUAUUCAAAGCUCCAACCUUAACUAAUCUUGACAGUAAAAACUGUGUGAACCCUUGACUGACUGUACUGUUGUGGUUGCCAUAUUAUUGGAAGUACAAUUUUGUUACCAAUAUCCAUUAUGAGAGAUGCAACUUUUCCAUGUAAACAGAUAAUGAAACAGAUACAUGCAGAAAUGUUUUGUCAGUUACUGUUUCCUCUGCUAGUUGAUUCUAGGAGGUGGCAUGGGCUUUGAACGCCUGACACUGUAGAUUGAAUCCAGCUGACCCCAUUUACUGAUGGAACUGGAGGCCAGGGGGACUCUCUAAAGUGGAUUUGUGGUGGAGGGAGAGAAAAAGUGCUGUUGUGUGAGUGGAAGUCUGUUCACAUGAUGUUAGAUCUUGCCCUUUGUUUUAUUAGUCCUGUAGGUACCUCAUAAAAUACAGAGAUGCUUUAUAGGAAUUUACAGUUCUGUUCUUACAUGAAUGAAUGACAAGCAGUAUGCAGUUAGGUGAUGGCCACCAAACUGUGGGAAUAUGCAACUGGUCAUUUCCUAAAUCUAAAAUUAUUGGGUAAAUAAUGCCAAAGUUGUCUUUCAUAGAGAUCUACAAAAAUAAAUAUUGACCGAAGAGUUGUCAGAAUAGUGUCUAGCAAAUAGGUCUCUGCUCAAAGUGGUUAGACAGAAAGUGUUGGAUCCUGCCUUUGUCAUGCUUAGCGUAGAACACUGAAGUGCAUAGGACUUAACUUGGUUGUGGCUAAAUUGUUACAUUGAUUUCAGUAGGUCUACUCUAAGCAUAGGCAAGGUUGGAUCCAACCCAAUGGAAAUACUUGUCCUCUUUGGUAAAGGCAUAAUACUGGUUUAGUAAAUUCUGUUUAGAAAAGAGAUUAAUCUUAACUUGAACUUGAUGGAUAAAAAUGUAAGAGGUGCUGCAACAUCUCUGAGCACAUUUGUGAGCUCUCAGAAAUUCUAGUCUAUUUGCACCCCAAAAAAGAGGGGAGCCUUACCAGCUGUGAUAGAUGUUUAAAAAUGCAAUUUAUAUUGUAUUUCAUCACAUCUUAAAAUGUGUAGCUAUAUGGAGUGUUUUGUUACAAUAGUAAGUUUCAGGAAAAAUUGGUGCCCACAGCAGCUGGUCUGUCCAAGGCCAGAUGCAUUUAAAAAAUUCUUGUAUGCAUAGAGCUUUUAGUUCAGGAACUUGUGACAGUGAUCCAUGCAACUAAAAAUAACGUUCAUGUAUAUUUACUCUCUUUGUAAUAAAUGGGAAAUCCCAGUAAAGGGGGCUCUAUGCAUGCAGGUACAUUCCUUCACUUAGAGCAAAUUCUAGAUUAGAAAGUCUUAGAUCUGAAAUUUUGAUGGUAAUGAAUUGGCAUGAAUGAAGCAAACUUGUUUAGCACCUAAUAGUGCAAGACUUCACAGCACUUGUGGCUCCUUGUUCUUUUCUGAUGUAGCAAAGUCACAAUUAGGUAACUCCUGGUUAGCAUUUUGCACUUCAUAAUUUUUCUUUAAAUGCAUUCUCACUGGCUGGAAAGAAAAUAUUAUGUCCUGGAGAUCUGUGGAAUCAUUUUCAAGGAUUUGCAUCUCCUUGGAUAUGGGAUUGCAUUACAAAGAAAAGUCCAUGCAACAAUGUGUAAACUACCACAGGAGGGGUCAGGUUCAAGUCCUUUUUCUAUGCUUCUAAGUUCACGUAGCUGAAGUUUGCAUUUUUGGGAAGCAAUUUGUAUUCCAAAUAUUUUGGACAGAUUAAGGAUGGAUAAGUUAAACUCACUAUUCUAGCAAAAUCUAGCAAAAGUAUCUUGAUAAACAUAAAUGAUGAAUCUUUUUAAGGAAUUCCAGAAACUCUUCCUUAACUAAACUCACUUUUACUGGUCUUCCAAGUAAUUGCUUUAAUUCAUGGCAAAGGGAAAUAAUCUUUCUUUCCAAGCAGCAUACUUUUCAGUUACCUUAUUAAGUCUGAAAUGACAAUUCAUGGAUAUAUAGCAAUUUGUAUCAAAUAGUACACCUGUGGAUAUCAGUUUGUGCUGGAAACCCACCAUAAGUUGAAGCAUAAUAUAUUCAAAAAGUCAAUUUAUAAAUAUAUACUUGGAUUUGAUUCAUUAAAGAUAAUUACAUUAUUUAAACUUUAUUAACUAACUUCCUAUAAUGCUGCAGUUUUUCUUUUGAAAGUUUAUAAUUGUGGAAACUUAAAUGUCAUUUUUUGUAUAUUUUCCUGUGUUUGUCUAAUCUAGCUCACCUUCACUAAUAGGGGUUUUUGUUUUUGUUCUGGUUGCACCACUUAGAAUUAAGACCAAAAGAUACUGUUUGCUUUUAAAAUGGAACAUAUGGACAUUUUAAAAUCUAUACGCUACCAUGUGUGGACACUUCCUCCAUAUUAGAGGAAGUUUAAGAAUUACAAAAAAAGCUGUUACAGUGUACCACUUUCACAAGAACAUUUUAUUGGUCAGUUUUUCAAUAAAAUCCUCAAUUUUCA
Molecule: messenger RNA, 6059 nt
Organism: Varanus komodoensis (Komodo dragon)
Lineage: Eukaryota; Metazoa; Chordata; Lepidosauria; Squamata; Varanidae
Gene: ANKRD13C
Product: ankyrin repeat domain 13C
Exons: 13
Coding region: 242-1795 (517 amino acids)
Cellular component (GO): cytoplasm
Molecular function (GO): protein binding
Source: RefSeq, a predicted model, not a curated record